GCAGGAAGCAGACCGCCCAGCCUCGUGUGCGGUUAGUUCGGAGCUAAAGUUUAAAACAGUUUGUUAAAAUGUCCAAAAGCCAAACACUGAGAGCUUUGGUGAAUGAGCGGCUGACUGCGGCUGCUGAAGAGAUCUUUGGGCUGUUUGAAAGAACGAUAGCGGAGUAUGAGGAGGAAGUGUGUCGCUCCAAAGAGGAGAACCAGAGGAAACAGGAGCUCCUGGACUCGGUGCUGAGCCCGAGAGUCGUGCUGCUCAGGGCGGGUGUUCAGAUCCCCUCAAAGAGUCCUGGCCCCGGUCUGAACCAGGACCCUCCACAGACUCCACGGGUUAAAGAGGAGCCAGAGGAGCCGAGCGUCAAACAGGAGGAACACACGCUCCUAGUACAGGUCACGAUGGGCGUCCCAGAGUCCAGUGCUGCCUGUGCGACGACAGAAGAGUCCUCACUGCUUCAACAAAGACAAACUGAGCUCAGAGAAGAAACAGAGGGAGAGGACAUCAGCGCAGAGACACAUUUACACUCCUCUGACACUGUUAAUGAUGAAAACUGGGGAACUCUAUUCAUCUGUUCAGCUGCACAGAUGGAGACAGACGCAGAUGGAGACCAUGACAACCAAGUCCAGAAAGACCAAACGCUGACAACUUUAUUGAACGAGUGGCUGAGUGUGACUGCUGAAGAGACAGGUCUGAACCAGGACUCUCCACAGACUUCACAGAUUAAGGAUGCACCAGAGGAGCUGAGCGUCAAACAGGAGGAGCAGUUGGUAGUUGAAAGCAACCAGCCUGAGGUGGGUGAAGACAAACAGACUGAAAUAGAUGGAGCUAACCAGACAGAAAUGGAUGCAUGCAACCAGAGUUUGACAGGUCCAGAUCAUGAUCCACUCAGCCAAGAUGAAAAGAUUAUGACUGAGAGCAACCAGCCUGAAAUAGAUGAAGGCAACCAGAGUUUGAAAAGUCCAGACCGUGUACAUUCAGAAGUGGGUCAGAUAUCAGAUGCUGAUGAUAACCUGUCUGAUGAAGAGUACAUACCAGACUCCAAGUCACAAGAAGACAAUGAUUCAGAUAUUGGCAUACCUUUUAUACCUAAUCAGUCAAGAGAUGGACAGGUUACAGAAAAAAACUUUAUGCCUGAAGAAGGAACAUCUCAUCGAUUAGACGCUGACAUCCAAGUUGAGCCUACCACAUCCAAGGUUUCACCUCCUCUUGAAGACCAUGUGGUUUCCAAUAAUACUAAAACAUCACAUUCAUCUACUUCUACCAAAGGCACACCAAAGGAAAAUCCAAAGGAUGAAGAACAGCUUCCCAAUCAUGACUCAACACAAUUGACAAUGACUAUAAAAAAUUACUGUUACAUUUGUGGUAAGCCACAAAGCAAAAUUUCCCGCCACUUGAGAACACACACAACACACGAUGAAGUUCUACAUGUAUUUUCCCUACCUGACCACUCAAAAGAGCGGAAAAGAUUAUUAGAAAGAAUGCGGAAUAAGGGAAAUUUUAGACAUUACACUGCAGUUUUACAAGGCGCUUCAGGACCAGUGAAAGUUAAGAGAAAACCUAAAACUAAAGAAAUAUCAGGAAAGUUUAUUCACUGUAUGCAUUGUCAAGGGAUGUUCAUUCGGAAGGAACUUUGGAGACAUGUCCGCAAAUGCCCCUGUAAGCCAGACAAUGAAAUUACUGAUAAAGCACCUGGAAGAACCAAAGUACUGGGUGUGGCUGGUACUCUAGAGACUGUAUCUAGUCACCAGAUUUCAAGUGGUGUGUGGAAGCUCCUGACAGCCAUGAAACAGGAUGAGGUUGCCUCAGUUGUGCGAAAUGACCUGUCUAUCAUUCAGUUUGCACAGUUCCUCUACAACAGACAUGGACAAGACCCUACAAAGAGAGAAUACAUGAGACAGCAGCUCAGAGAAGUGGGCCGUUUGCUGUUAUGUCUGCGCACAGAAUUCUCAAUACAUAACCUGGAGGAGGCUGUUAAACCUGUUAACUUCCAGAGAGUUGUGCAAGCUGUGAAGAAAGUUGCUGGUUUCGAUGAAGAAAAACAACUGUAUGGAACACCAAGCCUAGCUCUUAAAUUGGGACAUACACUUAAAAAAAUCUGUGACAUUAUCCACUGUAGGGCUCUCGUGGUAGAAGAUGAAGAACUGUGCAAGUCCACCGAUAGAUUCAAGAAGCUGUACGCCUCCAAGUGGUCUGAAUUGGUGCCUCAUAGUGCCUUGAACACACUGAGUGAUGCAAAGUACAACAAGCCAUCAACAUUACUCUUCACUGAGGAUGUUCAGAUUCUCCAUCAGUACCUUGAGAAAUCUUGCAGAAAGUGCCUUUUCCAGCUUGAAGGAAGUGACUAGCCCGCACAACUAUGCUCAACUUGCAAAAGUUACACUUGCACAAAUCAUUGUGUUCAAUCGAAGACCUGCUGAGGAGGUUUCAAAAAUGCGGUUCAAAAGUUUUAAUGAAAGAGACGACACCAAGCUUCAUAAAGAUGUUGCCAUGGGUUUGUCAAAGAUUGAACAGAGGCUCUGCAACUAUUUUAGUCGAGUGGAAAUCGUGGGCAAAAGAGGUCGAAAGGUUACAGUUCUUCUCCCACCAAGUGCGGUGAAUUCUCUUUCACUACUGGCGAGUAAAAGAAGUGAAUGUGAUGUUUGUGCCACAAAUGUCUUCCUGUUUGCAAAACCCAAAUCAAUAAGCUAUUACAGAGGACAGGACUGUUUGCGUGUUUAUGCGGACCAGUGUGGAGCAAAGUACCCUGAGCAUCUCAGAUCAACACAACUCAGGAAACAUGUCGCCACACUCUCACAAGUCCUGAAUUUAAAACAUAAUGAACUUGAUCAGGUUGCAGAUUUCCUGGGUCAUGAUAUCAAUGUUCAUCGAAAUUUUUACAGACUACCAGUUCCCACAACACAGCUGGCAAAGAUUUCAAAACUACUUUUGGCAAUGGAGAAAGGACAUCUUUCCAGCAUGCGGGGAAAAUCACUUGAUGAGAUCGAGAUAGAGGAUGAAAUUGUGUUUAGUGAUACUGAAGAGAAUGAGUCUGAUGAUGGUGACACGGAAGUGAUAAAAACAGAAGAGUGUGGAACCAGUGAACCUGUUGAUGCUGCUUCACAGUCUACAGUCACAGAGCAGGUCCAUAGCACUGGAGAUUUUGCAGAAACUGUCUCAACAGUGGCAUCCACAAUUAAUGAGACUAUCCCAGGCUAUGAAGGGCAAGAUGCUGGUCCAACAUCCAACAAUGAAGGUAGACGAACACCUAAGAAAACAUGGUCUAAGGCUGAGAUCAAUGCAGUAAUGAAAUAUUUUAAAGUUCACAUAGCUAAAGGAAAAUUGGCUACCAAAACUGAAUGUGCUCAUUGCAAGUUGGUUGAAGGGUCUGUGUUAGAGCAAAGAACAGUGCAAAAUAUAAGGGACUUUGUUAGAAACCGAGGAGUAGCCGCAAAAAAGCUGUCAAGAAAGCAAAAUCUGUGACUUCACAAAUCUGUGUGCAAGAGAACAGUUUUUUUUUUUAUUGUUUUAAACCAAACAAGGUGUGUGCAGAAUCCCUCUUUUUCCUUUGAAUUUCUCCUUUGCCAUGGAUUGGCAAUUUUUCAACUGGGCAAACAUUGAUUUUGAUUUGAAAAAUUUGAAAAAUGUUUCACAGCUUAUCCAAGCUGCUUCUUCAAUUCUGGUCAGAGGUUGGUGGACACUGCCUAAUAUCUGCCAGAAGGGGGCGCUCACUACACUGAAACUCCUCUGAAACUAACACACCUACUUGUUUAGUUUCUGUUUGUUAGGCCCAUUCAACUGCACUGAGUGUGGGUCAUAUUAGCAGAAUCAUUCAGGCCCAUAAUGGAGCUUUCACACCUCUGGCUCUGACCUGACUAACACCAUUGUUUUCUCUGAUUUAGCUCUGAGGAUGGAGUUGUAGAUGGAGACAGAUGAGGUCCGAGGCCUCUUUCUGUUCAAGGAAGGAUUGUCUUAACAAAAAUAGCCUCUUUAACUCCCAUCUAAAAUUCUUUUCUCUGACUAAAAUCUGUACCUCACUGUCCUCAAAGGAGAAUCCUGGCUUUUAGGUGGAGAAGUAUAGCAGACUGAGGUCCACUUUGAACAUAGUGAGAAUUUCUCUUGCCAUUAAUCAGGGUGGUUUCAAUAUAAAAUGUUCAUCUUUUUUAUUUAUAUUGUUACCUUUUUUUUUUUUGUAUUUAAUUUGCGCAUACAAUAAUGUGCUUUUACAGUUCAAAGUAAUGACAUGUCCUGCUGAUGCUGUGCUGUCAGGUACAUGUAUGUUAUGUUUAUGUUAAAUUAAAAAAAUGACAUCACUGUCCGGAUAGUGUUUCUUUCUGUCCUCAUAAACCACACAUUUGUCAAAAUGUGAAUUGUCUGCUUAAACCAUAAUUUGAACAGGGUCGUGUGU
This is a messenger RNA of Boleophthalmus pectinirostris (great blue-spotted mudskipper), 4378 nucleotides long. Its product is annotated as zinc finger protein 271-like. Gene Ontology annotation, biological process: regulation of transcription by RNA polymerase II. The record is from RefSeq and is a predicted model, not a curated record. Gene Ontology annotation, cellular component: nucleus. NCBI's taxonomy places the organism in Eukaryota, Metazoa, Chordata, Actinopteri, Gobiiformes, Gobiidae. Bases 69 to 2339 code for a protein of 756 amino acids. The transcript has 8 exons. Gene Ontology annotation, molecular function: DNA-binding transcription factor activity, RNA polymerase II-specific; RNA polymerase II transcription regulatory region sequence-specific DNA binding.